This is a messenger RNA of Xenia sp. Carnegie-2017, 2401 nucleotides long. Its product is annotated as guanylate-binding protein 1-like. The record is from RefSeq and is a predicted model, not a curated record. Gene Ontology annotation, molecular function: GTPase activity; GTP binding. Lineage: Eukaryota; Metazoa; Cnidaria; Anthozoa; Malacalcyonacea; Xeniidae.
GUGAAGUUAUUACACAGCGGAUAAUGUACUUGAAAUUUGAGUAGUUUUACGUAAUUAUAAAGUUAAGUGCGUAAGUUUAAGUAGCGCGUUUGAGUAAGUGUAGGAUUGGCUAUUUCCUCUAUUGCUAAUACAUGAAUCUAGAUGAGUAAUGUACGCACGUUAUGUACGUCACUACAAGAUAUCAUGUAACUGAUGUAAGGUAUAAAUAAGAUUGAUGUUCCUAUAAAAUAUAUAGCAUAGGAAUUUUCAUCCUUUUAUGUUCUACUUCUACAAUUCGGUAUUUUCACGACACCUGUACAACAUGACUGAAUGCAUUGUGGAAUCACUGUCAGCGCUUGCCUAUUAAAAUCGGUCACCGCACGCCACUGGAGAAAAUAGAGUUGACUGGCUGCCAUUGUGCUAUUCAAAUGCGUAAUCAGAUAUGCGUCAUACAGACAUUGCAAUGACGCUGUUAUAUUGUUUGUUCUUUGAUCGGACGAUGGAAUCGUCAUUAAUUAUUCAUUUCCUUCAAAUCCAUCUCAUGUUGCAAAUGUGAACAAUUUGGGAUAUCGUGGUACGACGAACAACGACGACAAUCUGUCCUCCUUCUGCUGCUCUGCUAAAGUCGGCUAAGUCUAUUUGUGAGUGUGACAUUGUUCAACAGAAAGAAAGGCUCAGCAUUGACUAUGAACUUAUUUUCUCGCGUAACUGAGUUUACUGACGAAAUGCCAUCCAAGACUACUUUUCAAUGUGAUAAAGACGUCUCGUACACAAAGGAACCUCUCCCUCUGAUACAGAGCUCGGCCAAUGGAAAGCUCGUUGUCAACUCAAGGGCUCGUAGUAUGUUGGCGAGAAUCGAAAAACCGCUGGUUGUCAUCAGUAUUGCAGGCCUGUAUAGAACAGGAAAAUCCUUUUUGAUGAAUCGACUAUUUGGCUAUUCUGGCUUUUCAAUUGGUGGCUCAACCGAGGCAAACACAAAAGGGAUCUGGGUUUGGUGUAGGGAUCAUCCAUAUAAUAGGGAACAUUGUUUGGUAGUGCUGGAUAGCGAGGGUUUGGGGAUACAGAAAGGAGAUGGGAUCAAUCAGGAUGUUCACGUGUUUGCACUUGCUGUCCUGCUCAGUAGUUGUGUUGUUUAUAAUAGCUGGAACGCUAUUGAUGAAAAUACAAUUCAAAAUCUCAGUCUAGUUACCCAAAUGAUAGAAUUUAUUCAACUCAGUCGUGGUGACGAGGAUACAGAUGACAAUAGCACUUCCGGUGACGUCUCCCCGCAUUUUAUUUGGGUCGUGAGAGAUUUCAGCCUUAGUUUAAAAAUUGAUCAACGUACUUGCACAGCGGACGAAUAUUUGGAGCAUGCGCUAAAAGAUAAACCUGGCACACGGAACUCACAGAGGAAUGAGGUUCGGAAAAAGAUCCGGGAAUUCUUUCCAACAAGAAAGUGUUUCACUUUGAAAAGACCUGUUGUUGACGAAGAGAAACUGGGAAUGCUCGAUGAGUUGACAGAGGACGAGUUCCGUCCGGCGUUUCUCGACGAAGUUCAUCGUUUCAUCAAAUAUGCUUUAAGUUACUCACCAUUAAAAUUCGUCAACAACGUCGAAAUAACUGGACAUUACUUCAACUACCUCGCAGAGAGUUACGUCACGUCGUUAAAUAAUGGCAGUACUCCAAGCAUUCCGAGUAUUAUUAAUCAUAUUGUUGACGCGGAGUUUAUACGAGAGAAAGACGCCAUUACAAACUAUUAUAAAAAGAUGAUGACUGAACGAUUAAUCAAGCCAAUGUCGAUCGAAGAACUACAGGAUUUUAGUGGUCAGCUGAGGGAAGAUGCGCUAAGGAGAUUUAAGAAACAUAAAGUAUUGCAAAAAGCUUCAAAUACAAGUGAAAUGGAACAUAAACUAUCCGAAUCGUUAUGGGAAUUAAAAGUACAUUACGAGCGAGAAAAUAAGCGUAUUUCCAAAGAGUUUUGCUCUGAUCUUAUAAAGACGCUAUAUCAAUCGAUAAACAGAAGAUUGAACAACGAAGAAUACAACAUGUCCGGUGGCUAUAAGGCGUUUCUUCGAGAUUUAGUUCGUCUUGAAAAAUCUUAUCAACAUACGUCGAAUAAGGGACCGAUGAGCGAAGAAGUCCUAGGCGAAUUUAUAAUCUCAUUAGAAGGUGUGAAAAUGCUCAUUAGGAGUGGUGUCGAGAUAAUUAGCAUGGAAUUAGAACGCAAAUUGGAUUUGCAAAGACGCGGGAACUACAUGCCUUGGUUGAAGGAUUCUUUAGUCGGCUCUGUCAGUCAGUUAACUUCGUUGUUUGGUCAAGCUGUUAAAUCGGUUACUUUGACGUCGAGCAUGGCCGCUCCAGAAUUAGAAGCAGGCACAUCAGACACAGACAAAAUUGAAUAAAUUAAUAAAAUAGCCAAAUAGAUUGCAUUAUUUAUAUAUUU